Molecule: messenger RNA, 1803 nt
Organism: Closterium sp. Naga37s-1
Lineage: Eukaryota; Viridiplantae; Streptophyta; Zygnematophyceae; Desmidiales; Closteriaceae
Source: the annotation of a GenBank genome assembly
AUGGUUAGCCCAAGAGCCACUCGAUGGCAAAACCGCCUUCCGCACGCACUUCGCCUGCGCGUCAGCGCCUGCACUGAGUCCCAAGCGCAUUCUUCCCGCAUCCCCUGCUUGCUGAGGUUCUUCAUUUUCUCCGCCGUGUGUACCCUAGCCUACAUUGGCGGUGUGAUUCCACACUCUAGACCAGCGCCGCCAAAACCUUCGACACGCUACGAUCUUCCUGGAGGAUUCGGAAGAGUGAUUUCUUUGGACGAGGCGAUUUCUACCCGCGACGGAAUCUCGUUGGAUUCAUCGUGGGAUCUGCGCGAUGACGAGGUGCUGCCUGGAGUGUCGCACGCGCGACUGGCGAAAUGGCGAGCCUCCGCCGCGCGAUCACGGCUGAGCGCCGCAGCUGACGCUGAUACCACGGCUAGAGCUACACCGGUUGACGCCGCUCGAGCCGACGACGAAGCUUCCUAUUCUGACCGCAAGGGAAAGCGUGAAGGUGGUGACGAGCUGUGCGGCUGGCCGGCUCCCGCUGCUCCUGCGCGCGAGACGGAGGAGGGGUUUCAGGGGGACUCGGUGUGGUACAGCACGAACGGCAGCGAGUGGAUGCAGCACGGAUAUCUGGAGAUGCUUCUAGCGGAGAUGGCAGGGCGCAGAGGGGUACUAGCGGGGAUUGCGGGGGACGAAUCGGAGGCUGUAUGCGUGGCGGUGUAUCUGCCACCUCAUUGGUUCCCCUGCUCCGACUCGCCAGCUGGCUGCCAGCUGGCGGUGUGGGUCCGCCCCGCGUCGUCCGACGUGGCGCUGCUGUACCACCUGCUCGACACGCGCGCCUUCCGCUUCCUGCGCCCCUCGCUGCUGCCCCACUUCCGCCCGUCCGCCAUCCUUGAUGCGGGCGCCAACAUCGGGCUUGCCUCCCUCAUCUUCGCCCUGCGCAGUGGAGCCGGCGCGGGACAACUUCGCGCUGCUUGCUCAUUGCUUUCUCCUUGCCUCCAUUAUCCCCCUCCUGCCUUGCCCCCUCCCCCAAGCAGCUUCCCCCGUGCGCUGAUAGUGGCAGUGGAGCCGGCACGGGACAACUUCGCCCUGCUGCAGCGCAAUGUGAAGCACCUGCCCCGGAUACUGCCAGUCAAUGCCGCCCUCUGGUCGCACGACACCCGGAUAGCCGUCACAGGCGGCCGCAGGGAGGGCUUCUGGGCGUACGAGACACACGCGUGUGGGGAGACGCAGCAGGCACAUGAGCAGCAGGAGAAACAGCAGCAGCUUGUACAGCAGCAGCAGGAUCUGCAGGAUCAGCAGGAUCAGCAGCAGCAGAAAUCCAGCAGCAGAACGGAUUCCCUGUCUCACCCAUCCUCUGCUGCUGCCACUGGCAGCCACUCACCUGCUCCCGCCUCCCCCUGCAUGCCCGCAGUCUCAGUGCCGUCGCUGCUGCAGCGCAUGCAGGUGCCACGGUUCGACUACGCGAAGAUUGACAUUGAAGGCGCUGAGAUCGAGGUGUUCUGCUCCGCUGCCCUGGCCAGGGCAGGCGGAGGAGGGGGAGGAGGAGGGGGAGGGGGAGGGGGAGGGGGAGGGGGAGGGAGAGGGAGAGGGAGAGGGCAAAGAGAAGAGGGUGAAGGAGAAGGAGAAGUGGGAGCAGAGUGGCAGCAUGAUGUGGCAGUGGUGUCAGUGGAGGUGCAUGAGGACUUGGCGCCAGGGAUAGGCGCGUGCAUGGAGGGGGUGUAUCCGCGCACGCGGUAUGACGUGCGCACAUACGGGGAGAACACUGUUUACUUUAGCCCCCACGUGUGGGUGCAUGCACUCAAGCCAUUGGAUCUGAGUGUGCGGUAA